Messenger RNA from Ctenopharyngodon idella (grass carp), 825 nucleotides. RefSeq names its product prostate stem cell antigen-like. The record is from RefSeq and is a predicted model, not a curated record. Lineage: Eukaryota; Metazoa; Chordata; Actinopteri; Cypriniformes; Xenocyprididae. The transcript is spliced from 5 exons. Bases 76 to 675 code for a protein of 199 amino acids.
AGACCCUCCCCUUUUGACAAGCUAUAAAAUGAACUAUGAAACAGGUGCAGUAUUACAUUCUCCUCCUGAUCAAAGAUGGAUCUGCAAAUCUCAGUUUUUCUUCUCUUCAUUCUUUUCACUGCAGGACACUCUCUCCGCUGUUAUGAGUGCAAUGGUCUGACGGGUUCUUGUGUGGGACAAACGGUACAAACAUGUCCCAGUGGAUAUUCUCAGUGCGAGAGUUUAACAGGAGUGACACAAAUUGGUGACAUUACUUCUAAAGAGAAGUUUAAAGGUUGUGCUCCUGUCUGUCGAAGUGGGUCCAUAAACUUUGGCCUUGUCAGGAUGACUACUUCCUGCUGUAACACAGACCUGUGUAACCUCCAAGACGCUCCAGAUCCCUCUAAUGUCCCAAAUGGAAAGAAAUGUUACUAUUGUGAUGGACAGACAUGCUCAAAAACAUUGAGCUGUUCAGGGGACGAAGACCGCUGCAUUACAGCAACAGCGACUUCUGGAGGCCAGACAGUGGUGGUAAAAGGCUGUGUCUCUAAAUCCUUUUGUGAUGCCACAACAUCGGUUAGAAAUGUUGAGAGCAUCUCAUGUUGUGAGGGGAACCUGUGUAACGGUGCUCAGAGUGUCUCCCAGAGCUUCCUGUUCUUCUGCUGUUCUCUGCUCUCCUACUUCCUGCUGCACUGAAUCCAGCAGCUCCUCACAUCCUACAAUGAGACACACUGUACUGAAUAUAGAGCUUGUAGUUUCUCUGUACUAUUUUUGGUGUCCUAAUGUGAUUUUUUGCAGUAAAUUUCUGAUGUGACACUUUAUGAAAUAAAAUAUUACAUCACCUUG